Struthio camelus australis is the source of this 8756-nucleotide messenger RNA. It is a transcript of the gene ALG12, whose product is annotated as ALG12 alpha-1,6-mannosyltransferase. The record is from RefSeq and is a predicted model, not a curated record. Gene Ontology annotation, molecular function: alpha-1,6-mannosyltransferase activity. Gene Ontology annotation, cellular component: endoplasmic reticulum membrane. Gene Ontology annotation, biological process: protein N-linked glycosylation. NCBI's taxonomy places the organism in Eukaryota, Metazoa, Chordata, Aves, Struthioniformes, Struthionidae.
GAUUACCACAGUUUUGCUAGAAGUGUUCACAUAAAAGGAUGUUCUCCUUACUGGCUCAUAAUGUGAAAUUAAAAAGGAUGAGCUGUAUAACUGUUAAAAUAUGGAUGCUUUAUGUACCCUUGACAUCACCUAAAAUACAUCACAAAUAAUACCGUAAAAACGGGUCAGCUCAGUGUUGUGAAACUAAGCACUAGGGCCUUUCUUUCUAAAUUGGAGCCUGGAGGAUUGGGUUGAGACUAUGCUCAGUCACACAGUAAUGACAUAUGGUACGGGUGCCAGAGGGUUUUCUUCCUUUACCUGCCAAGUCCAGACCUAGCCACUGGCAAACUAAGGAUCUCGGAAGUUCAAAGCACCUGUUUGUUUUUCUGAACCGUCUCUCGCCCUCACACUUCCUCUCCCAGUAAUUUCAGAGUCCUAGAGAAAAGAGAUAGUAUACUCUAAAGAUAAUGUAUUAAUCCAGUGGGAGAUUAAAGUGAGAGCAAAUUACAAAGGCGUUACUCCCAUGAAACGCAGGCGUAAAUGAGAUGGUGCUCUCAGCGGUGGUGGCGGUACAGAACUCGAAUGGAAAUAUUUUCUUAAGUGGCUUCUAUCUUGUCGCAGGGUUUUGAGUGUUGGGGAGAGUUAGGUGAAAAUGAAAAGCUUUGUUUCAGAAGGCAGUGUAAAUCAUGAAAUACCAUCUGAAUAUUCUUUUGGCCAUCUACUCCAUUCACUGAUUGCAUACAAAUUGGUUCAUUGCUCUUUGUUUACACUUAUUUUACAGUCUUAUCUUUGCAUACGAAUCAGUCUGUCCUUUUGUGUUCAUACACGUUAUGCCGUGAUGCUAAUGUGUUCUCUUUUUCUUUUAAUCUCCAUUGAUAACAGAAUAUAUGUGAAUUUCAAGCUCAGGAUGUCUCAGAAGAGGAGCUCAAGUAGGCGGUCAUGCCCAUUGCUGCUGCUGAUUAUUGUCGUGGCCUUUGUACAUUUAACUGUCUGUCCAUUUACAAAAGUGGAGGAAAGCUUUAACCUACAAGCCAUCCACGAUGUUGUGUACCAUCGUCUAGACUUGGAUAAGUAUGACCAUCAUGAAUUUCCUGGAGUUGUCCCAAGAACGUUCCUUGGACCAAUUUUUAUUGCUGCUCUUUCCAGCCCAGCUAUAUACGUACUUUCGGUAUUACAAAUGUCCAAGUUUUACUCCCAGCUGAUAGUCCGAGGAACUUUGGGGCUCAGUGUGAUUUACACUUUAUGGAAGUUACAAAAAGAAGUUAGAAAGCAGUUUGGAGCAACUGCGUCAACAGUCUUCUGUCUCAUAACUGUUACUCAGUUUCAUUUGAUGUUUUACUGUACACGAACCCUUCCUAAUGUGUUUGCACUUCCUUUUGUGCUCCUGGCGUUGACGUUUUGGAUACAGCAAAAGCAAAGGCCGUUCAUUUGGUUCUCAGCUUUGGCAAUUAUAGUCUUCAGAUCAGAGCUCUGUAUGUUUUUAGGCCUCAUGCUUCUGGUGACAUUAUUGAAUAAAAGAGUCUCCAUUUUAAAGGUGCUUUCCCAUGCUGUUCCUGCUGGCAUGUUUUGGCUGGGACUGACAGUUGCUGUGGACUCGCUAUUUUGGAGGCAACUUCUGUGGCCUGAAGGGAAAGUGCUCUGGUAUAACACGGUUUUAAACAAAAGUUCCAACUGGGGAACCUCUCCUUUUUUGUGGUAUUUCUAUUCAGCCCUGCCUCGUGCUUUGGGAUGCAGCAUUCUAUUUGUACCCUUAGGUGCGGCAGAAAAGAGGACUCGGAUGUUACUUUUGCCAGCGCUGGGCUUUAUUUUCUUGUAUUCAUUUCUUCCACACAAAGAGUUGCGUUUUAUCAUGUAUACUUUCCCUGUCUUCAACAUAGUGGCUGCUAAAACUUGCUCACGAAUUCUAAAUAACUACCGGAAAUCCUGGCUGUACAAACUUGGAUCGCUCUUUGUUACAAUGCAUCUUCUGGUUAAUGCAGCUUAUUCAGGAACAUCUUUAUACGUUUCGCAUUUCAAUUAUCCUGGAGGAGUAGCAAUGCAGAAAUUACAUGAGUUGGUACCCUCUACAGCUGAGGUGUCUGUUCAUAUUGAUGUGGCUGCAGCACAAACAGGAGUUUCUCGAUUCCUAGAAAUCAAUUCAGAUUGGAGGUAUGACAAAAGAGAAGAUGUUAAACCAGGAGACCAGUUGAUGUUUUCUUAUACACAUAUACUGAUGGAAACAAAUCCUCUUCAAAUGUCACAUUACAAGACAACCCACAGGCCCCUGGCAAAUAUACCUGGCAUCAGUAAAAUUGGGUUGAACCUCACUGCACUACCUCCUUUUACUUUAAACUUAAAACCAAAAUUAGUACUGUUGGAAAAACUUCCCCUAUUGUCUUGACUGUGAAUUUUAAGUAAGUCUUUUGAUGACUAAAUAAGACAAUUGCAAAUUGUCAUUCUAGCGCUGCAAUUCAGAUUCUGUGAAAAGGUAUGGAAAAUAAUCUUGGUAUUGAUUGAUAUUUAGCUAUGUUCUGUUUUCUUACAUAAAUAUUGCACCACAUUCCUAGGCAGUACUCAAAUACUGAGCUAUAUCGUUGGAUAAGUUUGAGAGAAGGUACCUACAAUUUUAGCGCUAUUAAGUAAAACCCAUGUACUUAGUGCAGGCAGCUAUUUCAUAAUGCAGCACAGGUAUGUCCUAAUUGCCCUAUAUAAGACACAUAAUGGAACCGGUUUGUGCUACUGCAGUAAUUUGAUAAGUAAUCCGUGUGUGCAAAGAUAUAUCAUUUGACCUAUCUGCAGGAUUGUGACUCUCCCCCCUCAGUUGUCAGAUUGCCUGUGUGAAACUUGAAUGAUGUAAUCAACACAGCAAAGCCAUAUUCCUUGUAGCUUCAUCACAAUAACUAAUUGUGCCCUGUAGGCUACCAAACUAAUUAAAGUGAAAGAUUCAUUUGAAAAGCAGUUGCACUUCUUGGCAAGCACUGUUUCAUAGCUGAUUUGAGUAUUAAAGGAUGGCUGUCUGUAUUCCAACAGUGCAUGAAUAAGCGGUGCAACUUGGAUUUCACAGAAAAAAGAUAAUUUUUAAAAUGAUGUUUCCUCUUUUCUGCUGCAAAGAUAUUAUCAUAAUUUGCAGUGCAAAAGUUACCUAUGGAAAUACUGACUUGAAUACACUUGAAGAUAGGUGCUAUUUUCUUUCUGUAUAAACUAAGUAGUCCCUUUGGAAAUGAAUGUGCCUGUGUGUCAUGGACAAAUGUGUUGCACUCUGUAAAUGAGAAUAAGAUAGCAUGCUCUGUAAUCUCUUCUUAAUUAGAAGUGGUAUGUGGUGGGGUUUUUUUUUGUUUUGUUUUGUUUUGAAGAAUGUCUACCUUGCUGCUUGCUGGGUGGAAGAAGUUAGAGGGUAUACCAAGAAGAAAAGUCAGAAUUUCAGUUAGGAGCAGUUAUAAUAUGGCAGGAGGUCUAAUAUUAAAAAUUUAAUGUUCCAGAAAUAAACAUGGGCAGAAAACUAUUCCUUACUGACUGAAAACUCAAGAGUAAAAAAAUUCUAACUGAACAAAAGUUUUUGUUUCUUUGUUUCGUUUUUUUUUUAUUUGUUUCCAUCCUUAAAGCAGGUUUCAUUCAGGGCCCUACCUUUACCUUUGUAUGUGUUUCAGUUUUUAGGAUAGUAUUUUCUUUUUUUAGUCCCUGGAUUAUGUAUCACAGGAACUAAUCUGGUUGGGUGGAGCCUGCUCCACUGUGGGUGGCUGUUGUGCAGGCUUUCUCACAUUGAGAUCUGGCAAAGGUAACCUGCAGAACUUGUUACUCCAGUCUUUGGCCUCUCUUGAAAUUGAAAUUACUGGAGUAUUAUCUAUUUGACUUCUCUUUGGAAGAAAACUGAACUUUUCUCCAGAGCCAAUUUGAACAUCAAAUACUUCACAGGGUACAGAAGGAAGUACACGUGCAAAUAUCUGAAAAUUAGAAGAAUGCAAAGGAUAUAGGCCCUUGUGUGUUAAGCAUAAUAAUUAACUUUUUCAAAACUUCCCCUGCAAUGUAAUCUGUAAGUGGAGUACCUAAACUCAAAUGUAUCCUGCCCUAGUGAAGACCAAUCUGAACUGCUAAACUUAGGCAUAUGGUUAUUCCAGCUUUACAAAUUCUUGGUUGCCUGAGUCCCUUCUGCAGAAACCUUUUUUUCUACUAACAAGAGAAAACUUCAGCCUAUUAUGCUUGUAACAUAUGCACCUCAAGUCGAUGCCUAAAUUUGCAUAGGAUGUACGGACAUUUGGCACUCCGUAAUGCAUACAACGAGUUUAAUCUUGUUGAGUGUUAGGCACGUUUAGUUGACAAGGACCUUCCACGGACUUACAGGUGCCGGUCGAACUUACACCAGUGCUAGUGCUUAGCUGUGGCAGUAGCGUGUAGUACUCCACACAGGCAGAGCUACCAGUGUAAAUAGGAGCUAUCAGGCCAAAAUAGCCUGUCUAGUAUAUUUGUUAGGGGUGGACAAAAGGAGUAUAAGGAGACAAAAAACAGAUGUAUUGCAGUUUUGUGCAGUUUCUAAAGUUUAUUUAGGUCCUCUAGCAUCUUGCUCUGCCUGUGGUGUUAAAGCUGUUGGCGCUAGCAAUCGAAGGACUAAAUCAUGACUGAUGCAGCUGUUCCAGUAGUCAGCACUGUAGCACCAGUGGCCGUGUGACUUCUAUGACAGUGUGUGUAACCCCCUACAACAUAUGCUAGGAGCGUCCUAGUAGCCCACACUCUAAAUAAGAAGGGCCAUCUGUCAAACUUGGACAAGGAUUACAGCAAUUUUUCCUCCAAGGCUACCUUCAAUAAAUAAGCAGUCCUUGGAAUAGAAGCUAAAAGCCAGCUCUUCUUUCUUUUUAAAUGAACGUUCUAAUCUGAGCCCCGUGUCUGCUUUCUUUAGCUCAGUGAAGGUCUGCCAGCAGAGUUUUCCCAGAAAAGUUGCGGAAACAGGAAGCUUAUUUUCUUCUUUACUAUAGAUUAGUACUCUUUAAUGUAGAUUAAAACUCAUAUUUUCUUUCUUAAGUCCCCUUAGAUAUAAUAGGGUACUAAGCAAGUCUCCCACACCUUUAACAAGCGCGUAAAGUGGGGCUAUUACAAAUUCUUUUGGCUUUUAGGGGAGAGGGGGGAAGGGAAGGUUGGAGGAAGCCCAGAGUUAUGACAUGAGUCUUGUAGGUAAGAGACACGCUCUGAAGACUUGCUUGCAAUUUAUCACGGGACUUCAAAAUACUCUCUCAUGAAAACUCACGUUUUUAAAAGAAAAAUUCCUUUUGUGUCAAGUGAUUACACACAACCCUGGCUUAAAUAUAGUGUUUCUUACUAAGAGCAGAAGUAGCAUUAUUCAAAUAAUUGAGGGCUAAAUUAAACAAAGCAAAAAUAUAUAGUACAGUCCAUCUGUAAAUUGUUACAUCUAUGACAGUAAAACACUGUCAUAGAAAAUGCAUUUAACAUGUAUAAUACUGCUGUAGAAUGAGAUUUAUUUUAGGAUGUCUCUUAAACUUCCCACAGGUCAUCAAACGUUCAGUAGCAGCAUGUAUUGCCUUUUGAAGUUUGACUUAAUUUCUUACAAACAAGGUUUGUACCUGUAAAUAACAAGGCUAACACAUGACUAGGACACAAAUACAGUGCCAGGAAUGGCUCAGAGAAGGUGAGUAAUCACCUUUGUAGCACAAGAUUUAUGACACCAUAUAAAUUAGCAGAUAGAUGUCAAACUAAAUACAAUAAUUUUAGAUUGCAUGGAAGAAGUUAGGGAAUUCGUUCAUAGAGGAUAUUUUGUAUGCUAAAAGAGGUUCAAAACAGGAUUAAACAAAUCAGUAUCCCAUCAAGAACUAAGAAACAGAAGAUAAAGGAACAACUUCGAGUUCUCAAAAGUCUCUAAGAAAUAGAGUGUUCACAGCUAGGAAAAAUACCAGACUUAUUUAUCUUACAGCCUUCCCUAAGUACCUGCUAUGGGUCUCUUGGGAGAGAGAAUUCUGGGGUGAGGGGACCUGGAGAAUGGCUGUAUUAGGUGAUAUGCAUAUAAAUAUUUACCUGUUAACACUGAGAAAAGUCAGAACAUACCUUCCCAGGUUCUUUCCCAUACCACCUAUUUCUUUCAAAGCAGCAGAACACAACCUCAAUGCAAUGUAACUGCAUAAUGCAUUUUGAAACAGGUUGAUCCAUUUUUCUCACUACCUGGUCAUUUCACAGUUCCCAUUGGUACAACAGAUCACACGUUUAGGUGAACAAGACAGAUGAUUGUGCUGCCUCUCCUAGUGCAGAGUGAAAACUGUUGCAAGACUUAUGUCUGUAAUUCGAGUUUGAAAGGUGGUAAGAAGUUUAAGCGCUUGUUUGCUGCAUGUCAACAUCAAAGCAAAUGUGUGUGUAGUGGCGGGAGGGAAUACUUUUUAAUAUAAUCUUUCUCUGGAAAGCAUGCAUUCAUUUAAGGGUUUCAAAUAAGAAAAAAGUUACCCAAAGCUUCUUGUUUUUUUCCCUGGAAUUUGAGAACACUUUUUCAUACGUUAAAAAAGUUACACAGAAGUCUACUGCUGCCUUCCUCACUUUGUACCUGUAUUCCUUCUUAAAUUCUCCGCUUUCCCUUCUCAGAGGGCUUUGUAACUUAGUAUUCAAUCUUAGUGUUGUACAAAUGACUUCUUUCUGUUUGCAAAAGAACAAAACCUCAAACCAAGUAUAUCAUCAAUGUCAGCAAGACUGUUUAGCCACAGCUGUUUCAAUUAGUCGGUUACAUAAUCAGUCUCAACCAUAUCUUAAAUGAAAUUUAUCACUACCUGGUUAACAUAGGACGCAAGAUUAAAAUGGUGUUUGCAGAAAUUCCUGAAGUUAAAUGACAAAAAACCUCAAGGAAAUUUUUCUUCAUUUUUUCUUUAAUCGUAUGUGAUUUCUAUUUUUAAAUAAAUGAAAUGAUCUUUUUGUAUGCAACUCUUAUUUUAUAGCAGCUCUUUAGAUUAAUGUGAUCAAUUCCAGCUACUUCUGGGUGUUCACUUCGGACCUUUGUUUAUGACAGCAAGAACAGUCAGUGUUUUCCUGAAACUCUGAAUCUUACCAUGAUGGGCAGUCUUUCACAGAUGCUACUUAAUUUUAGCUGCAACUGGCCUUGGUUCUGUACCAAGCUUUAAUUUGUGUCCAGUUAUGUCAAAUCUAACGUAAACACACUUUUGGAAAUAUAGUCCAUCUUUUAGAACUGACAAUUUGAAUCAAGAAACUGAAAGAAGGAAUGAGUUUAUAUAGAAAAGAGUUAGGGAUAGUUCAGGCCAAGUUCUAGCCAUUUGGUAUGCAGGCCAAUAGUAAAGCUGGGGAUGAAAUGAGGCAGUUUUUGGGUCAGUUUUGCAAGGAAAUCGAAAAGGUAAAGAAUCACUCUUUCUUGUUGCUAAGAAUAAAGCAGAGUAUGAAUAUACUUUUGGAAAAACUAAAAUGAUAAGUAGCUUAUCAAAUCUGAAUAACCUGGAAUUAGAAAGUCCUAUUUGCUAAUUUUAGUAUUUUUAUUUUCCUGGGUUUGGAGAUACCUAAAUGCAAGUAUGUUACCGUCAGCUCUGUAUAGUGGAGGGGAAAAAAAGUUCCUUUUAAGGGACAGAUCUCAACAAAUGUACACAUCUACUUGGAGAUGGUCGUCUGUAUUUACAUUUAAUUAGUCACAUUCUUGUGCUAGAAUUAAACUAUGUUGUAGACUGAGAUUUCUGUUCUUUGUAAAUUCAGAAGCUAAUUUUGGGUGGGGAAAAACUCUGUACAUUUCUAGUCAACAGUCACUGCCUAAAUUCUGCAAAGAGGUUUACUUCUCUUUUACUGGGCAGGGGGGAUGGAGGCCACAUGGAAACGGGGCAAGAUGGAGGACUGGGAAUAGGAAGCGUUAUUCAGAAGUUCCUGCAGCAUAAUACAGAUUUCAAUAGAUUCUUUAUAUUAUAUAAAUGCUUUACAAAACUUGAAUUAUUUCAAAACUAUUGCAGAUCUCUGCUUCUUCCCCCUCCUACCUUUAAUACUGAAGAGAGAGUUCUUGCUGCAUAGUGUACAAAUUGUUAUUCCUGCCUACUCUUAUAAGAGGAAAAGCUCUGAGAUCCUUAUGAUUUUGAUGAUGCAUAAAGAAGCAUCUAUACUUCAUGUUUUAUGUUAACAAAAAGGUUACUCACUAAAUUUCUUAAGUUGCUCAUGUACUGAAAUUGACUCCAUUUUAGUAUCACUAUUCCAGGUUCAUCAAAUCGGUGUGUAUUAGGGAGCUGUCUACUGCUGCAGGACCUGGUUCAGCACAAACUUAACUUCAUAAAAACUUCCACCGUUAACAGAGCUUGUGCUUUUAUUAUAGUCUGAGAGGAUCUGCAUGGAAUGUGAAAAUAAGGGAGCCUUCUAUGCGUUACAAAUCUGAGAAGGGUUGGAAAAAAUGAAGAUUUUGGCAAUCAGUAAGAACCUAUAUUAAAAAUAAUAUUCAAGUGAAAAUAAGUUCAACAAGUGAAAAACAACACAAAAUCUGCCCAUUCAGUAACUUACCGCAAUAAUUUAAUGAACACUUCCAGCCUGUCCUUUGAAGUCGUUCUUUUCUCAAAGUAGUCAAUACCUGAACUGAAGAUGUAGAUGCUUCUAUAACGCCUACAGAAGGAUCAUGGUUUACAUCCAAAAAAUAGUACAUUUGUGCUUUCAGUCCCUCAUAUGUUUAUUUAGGUUUUUAAAAGACUCCAUGUCUGAAUUUUAAGGCCUUUCAGGCCUGCAAAUUAUUUUUAUAAAGAUCUAAUGUAAACAGAGUAUUAAUUCUGAACCAAGCUGAUACUGGAACAGUGCCGUCUUAAGAACUAAUACCCUUCAGAAAAGGAAACUGCAAUUACAAU